Molecule: messenger RNA, 2505 nt
Organism: Haliaeetus leucocephalus (bald eagle)
Lineage: Eukaryota; Metazoa; Chordata; Aves; Accipitriformes; Accipitridae
Gene: EFHB
Product: EF-hand domain family, member B
Exons: 17
Coding region: 1-2505 (834 amino acids)
Molecular function (GO): calcium ion binding
Source: RefSeq, a predicted model, not a curated record
AUGGCGGGGAUGCUGCGGCCCGUCUAUGAGGGGAAGUUCACUGACAAGUUUCCUGAGCUGUCGGCCGUGAGUGCCUUCCCCGAAGGGGUCCCACCGUGGCCGCGGAGCCGCCCGCGUUCUGCGCGUUUCUGGGGCCGGGGUCUGGCCGUGGGCUGGGGGAAGAGGCUGGAGGAGGGGCAACGUGUGGGGCAGGCUGGAAAGUUGCAUCCCACUGGCGAUACGGCUGCGAGUUGCCUCACUGAGGUUUUACCGAGGCCCAUUACUCCAACUAGUGUGCGAAAGUUUCGAAAUACAACAAAUCCAGCUCCUGGUGUUGAAAGAAUAUUCUACGGCAGAGCAGAUGAUCCUGAUAUUGCAGCUCAUUUGACACAUGGCAUACAGUCACGUUCUUCACUCAGUGCAGCUUCAUUGAUAAAUCCACUUCCUAAAACUAGUUUUCAACAAAAAAUACAAGACAAAAAAGAAGCAAUCUACUUUAGUAAUCGUCAAGCAUCCUUGGGCAGAUCACAUGAUCAGUCUUCUAUGUUACCUAAGGGCUUGGAUAUAAUUAAUACUACAUUUGGAACAAAAGUCAUCCAAGAUAUAUCAGCUGGAGAGCUUAUAAAUCCACCAAAAACUUUUGAGGAAGUGGAUAAAGAAGCCAGAGAAGGACAUGAUCUGUACAUUAUGUCACACAGUGAUUAUUAUGUGGGGGAAGCAAUAAAUAGGAAGUAUGACUCGCCAAACUUCAGCAAGUCUUUUGUUUAUGGAAUAGAAACCCCUCACUUUAAAGAUGGGCGAAGUGUAUCCAAAUCCUUAAAUUGGCUCUAUGAUCUGCAAUUGAAGAGAGCAGCAAAAAUUGUAUCAAAACGAAGUGAGGAUUUCAAGGAAAAAUUUCAACCUCAGCUUGGAAAAGUUCUUGAUCCUAUAGCAGAAACAAUGAAUGUUCCCCCAGGCCAUACAUUUGGAAUGUUACUCCGUCCAGAUGAAUAUGUUGGUGAUCUUCUUCACUGUCGGGUUCCAUGUGAAUUCCUCCGUGGCAAAGGCAGAGAGAGAGCUGUCUUGACUGCAGUUCGGCAAAGUUUGAAGAAAGCUAACUAUGAGAAUUUUGACGUGUUAGUAGAAGCAUUCAGGCAUUAUGAUAAGAAUGGUGAUGGAAUGAUAGACAAGGAUGACCUACGAAAGUCCUGUUUUCAGCUUAAUGUGAAUCUAGAUGGUGAACUCCUGGAUUCCUUAUUUGACUAUUGUGAUUUGGAUAAAGAUGGUCUGAUUAAUUAUCUGGAGUUUGCAAACUUUCUGAACUGGAAAAACAAAAUGGCUGUUAAAGAGUUUGAAGAAAAAAUAAUUUCAAAAGGGAAGAAACUAGAUGCUCCUGUUCUGCUGAAGGACACAAAGAUAAAUAAUGAGCCACUGCUGAAGCAGGAAGAUCUUGUGUUAAAAGAACUGGGAAGCUCAGAAAAGGCACCAAAGACACUUAGAAGAUCAGCAGAGCAUGUAUUUGCAAAUUAUCAAACAACUUCUUCUCAGUAUAAUGCUGUAGUAGGUGGUCUCCCAACAACCUGUUAUCCAGUGUGUGGUGUUCCAACUAUUCGUUCAGAUAUUCCUGCUCCUCAAAUUCGCCACAUCAAUGACAGAACUAAUUAUGGUGAUGAGGCCAAUGCUUAUGCAUUAUUAUUCCCUUCUGUCUACAGUCAAAAGGGAGUGUAUGAAAGAGACUUUUCUAAAACAAGACCAAAGGCAGAGAUUGCACAAAUCCUCCACAACAUUGGUGCAAACAUUUCAGAUGAAAGGUUUGAAGAGAUAUGGAAGCAAGCCUGUAUGAAACAUCAGAAAGAAGAGGUUUGUGUAGAAAGCAUUAGGAAUGUACUGGAUGAGAUACAUGGAUCACCCACAAAACCCAUACCCUUGGUGGAGCUGCAGCUGAUGGGCCAACCCCAGCUGGAUGCUCAGACGUGGAGGGAUGUGUCUAUGCCCUUUGCCAAGCAGCUGCUUGGAGAGUCCUUGGUUCCAGCAGGCGUGUGGGUAUCCCUGUGGCUUCGUCCCUGCGUGGUCCGCUUUGCACAGCCCCUUGCUGAUGCUAAUUUGAUGGGACCAUCAGUCUCUGGAGUUUAUUACCGCUUUGGGAAACUGUCGCACUCUCCUUUCCCAUUGCUUGUGCGGGAAGAGAACAAGCAAAAGAUAACUGUGGAGAAAGAAAAGUGCUGUAUUCUUAAUGAGAAUAUUGACUCAUUUCGUCGGAGCAGCACGAAACCGCCUGAACGCUUGCAAAGGGUUCUGCUGCCUGGCGAAGACCUGGCUAAAGAGGAUGACCCCAAGGCCUUUCACUGUCAGGAGGAAGGCUGCGCUUCGUUAGCUGGGUCUGUCAGCUGCAAAGCUACUGUGGCCAUCAGAUGGUCGCAAGAGCAGCUGCAGCAUCAGUGGCUGCCUCUUCCCCCCACAGCCCUUCGGACCUGCGCCCGCGGUAAGAGCGAAUACAGCACGUACCGGUGCCAGGCGCUAGCGCCAGCUACUGCUAUGACAAAAUGA